ACAUGCGCACAGUCGGUCAACUGAAGUGCAGUGAACAAGUGUUCAGAAGCUAUCUGUCAACGAGUGUUUUGACACAGCAUGUAUGCGAAUAAGCUCAGUCGCCUCAUGUUCGGGCUGUACAGCCGGAACACCGCCUCUGUGUGCGGGGUCUUCCAGGUCCAGAGAGCGGCAGGACGGAGCGGGUUCAGCUGGACGGCGGUAUGUAAACAGCGGACACUGUGGUUGCAGAGGGGCGUCUCUCUGGAGAGCCAGCAACACACCGUGCCAUGUCAAAUAAGCGCUCGCUCAGCCUCCCACAGCACGGUGGACCCGGACGAGGUGAGGAGGUUCCAGUCACUGGCCAGCAAGUGGUGGGAUGAGCGGGGAGAGUUUGCUGCUCUUCACUCCAUGAAUGACCUGCGGGUGCCUUUUAUACGGGAUAAUCUGCUGAACGUGCACAGACAGCGGCAUCCUGGGAAACCACUGGCAGGACUCAGGAUUCUGGAUGUGGGCUGUGGAGGAGGCCUGCUCACCGAGCCUCUGGGUCGGCUGGGAGCAGACGUGCUGGGUAUAGAUCCGGUCGGAGACAGCAUUGGUACGGCCCAGGUGCAUACGGCCUUUGACCCGGACCUCCGUCAGCGGGUCAGCUACCGCGCCUGCACUCUGGAGGAGCUCUCCGCAGAGGAGGAGGAGCAUGGGGGGGGCCGCUAUGACGCUGUGGUGGCCUCGGAGGUGGUGGAACAUCUGGCCGACCUGGAAACAUUCGCCUUCUGCUGCGGCCACGUGCUGAAGCCAGGCGGCUCCCUCUUCAUCACAACUCUGAAUAAAACCAACCUGUCCUAUGCGCUGGGUAUUGUGGCAGCCGAGCAGCUGCUGCGCAUCGUUCCCAGUGGCACACACGACUGGGAGAAGUUCAUCAGCCCUGUGGAGCUGGAGCGCCUCCUGGAGUCCAAUGGUUUCUCAGUGCAGUCGGUCCAAGGAAUGCUGUACAAUCCCGUAUCAGGAGCCUGGAGCUGGACCAACAGCACGGCCAUCAACUACGCCCUCCACGCUGUCAAAGCGAGAGAAGAACCCCACACAGAUCAGGCGGAGGAGAACACUGCAGACACACACAGCUGAGACACAGCCGCAGUACAAGUCAGAAAAUAGAUUCACAUUUGUGUGAAGUCCUAACCACCAUGUAGCCAGCUGUGAAGCAGCAAAUGAUACAGAGGUUAUUAAAGGAAAGGGACAAACACUGUUGAGGUUGGAGUAGAGAUGUAGCUGCACUCAAAACAACAUGGCUUUUUCAGCCUUUGCUUUGCUUUAAACAGUGUUUCGUGUGCUGUUCGAGGCAAUUGUGCAUCCUCUGAUUGUGGCUUUACAGCAGUGAAAAUGAAUGAAUUAAAAUGAAUAAGGCUGCUAAUAAGAAAUGAGAUAUCCUGUUGGUUUUUACUGCACAUUGGAAAUCAUUUUUACCAUGCUAAAGCAUGUGUCCACACACCAGGAUAGGACAAUAGCAUCCUGUGGGAUUAUAAUGGGUCUCAUGUGGAAGUAUUACAUAAGGCAAAUCAAGCCUGAAGCAGAGAGUAAGUCAUGCCAGCACGAUGUUCUUAAAGUGCAUGCAGAGUUGAGAUUUCUAAACAAAACGGACUGUGAGGUUGAUGGCUUUCACAAAUGGUAACUUGUGUUAUUUGACUGUGUAGGAGAUAUUAAAUGUGUCUGAUGAGA
Eleginops maclovinus (Patagonian blennie) is the source of this 1689-nucleotide messenger RNA. It is a transcript of the gene coq3, whose product is annotated as coenzyme Q3 methyltransferase. Gene Ontology annotation, molecular function: 2-methoxy-6-polyprenyl-1,4-benzoquinol methyltransferase activity. Lineage: Eukaryota; Metazoa; Chordata; Actinopteri; Perciformes; Eleginopidae. The record is from RefSeq and is a predicted model, not a curated record. Gene Ontology annotation, biological process: ubiquinone biosynthetic process. Gene Ontology annotation, cellular component: mitochondrion. The coding region runs from base 79 to 1098 and encodes 339 amino acids. The transcript has 6 exons.